ACAUCAUUCAACCCACUUUGAAUUUCAGUGUUUGAUUCUGGAACUGGUCACGAAAAUAGUGUCUACCAGGCUUAUACACCGCUAUCUGUAUCUUCAAUUGAAUUGAUUCACUUUGUGAUAAGAUAGAGGGAAUUUUUAAAAGAUGAGUGAACAAGAACAUCCAAACGAUGGAACACCCGCUGAACCAGUGGAAGAAAUCCUAGAAUCCACAGUUGAACCAUCCAGCAUUGGGUCGGAAGGAGCUGAACAACAACAGUCCGAGACAUCCCCAGUAGUUGAUGAAUUGACAGAACAUCCGGAGGAAGCUCACGAAACACACCCACAACCUGAAACUUCUUCAAUUGAAGUAGUAGACCCAGUUGUAGAAGAACCAGUGGUUGAGGCAGAGACAGCCAAAGUACCACUGGAAUCUGAGAAUGGGACGACACAUUCAUUAGAACCGGUGAUUGUUGCUCCAUCAGAUGCCAUGGAAGAAGAUGCACAAGGUCAAAUAGACGAAGAUAUUGCCAAUCAAAGUUUCCAUGGUCAACAAUCCCCAACUCCACUUCAAUUUGCUCUUACCACCCCACUGAAGGCACUCCCACCUCUUAAAGAUAUUGAAACCAUUACUACUCCUAAAUCAUUUUCUGUGGCUAGAGAUACUGAAGAUCAAUCAUCUCCAGUUGUCAGUGCAGUUCCUAAGCCAUUAGGAAGUCUUGUAGAGGAAGAAACCAAUGAUGAAGCAAAUCAAUACUAUCCAGCAGUGGCAAACGUCAUUGAUGAUUCAUUGAUUAAUAACCUUUCUCAUACUUUAAAUAUUCAUCCACAACAACUUCUUCUGCUUGGAGUUGAUGCCUUAGAAACAAUUCUGAAUAAAUUAUCAGAAUGUCAAGAUCUUAAAAGUGAACUUUCAUUAGCUAGAAUUAAUCAAGAACAAUCUGUUCAAAUUCAAGAUAAGAAAAUGAAAAUUCUUCAAGAAAAACUUUCUAAAAUUGAAGAAUCAUUGAAAGAAACUACAACAAAUAAUGAAAACUUGCAAGAAAAACUUCAACAAGAGAAUAUAGAUAAAGAAAAGAUAUUGGUAGAACGUCAAUCACUUGAAAAUAAGUUGGAAUAUAUCACUAAGGAACAACAAUCAAAUAGUGAAACCAUAGAUUCCACUCUUAAGGAAAGAGAUGGAGAAAUUUCUAGACUUUGUAAAUCGAAUGAUUCCCUUACAAAGGUUAAUGUUGAGCAAAGUACUAAAUUGAAUGAAUUAGCUCAAGAGUUGAACUCUGCUAGAAAUGAUAAAUUCUCCAUUCAACUUCAAUUUAAUAAAAUUACUAAUGAACUUUCAUAUACCAAGACUCAAAAGAAAUGGUUUGAAGCUGAAUUGAAGAGCAUUCAAGAAAGAUAUACUGAUUUAAUUAAGAAGCAUGAAACUGAAUAUGUCACUACUAAUAGCAGAUUGAGUCGAAGUGAAGCUCAACGUGGAGCACUUGAAAAAUUAUCAACUGAACAAAAGGAAGAAAUUGGAACUUUGCAACAUAAUUUAGAUGAAGUCAGACAGAAAUUAGUCAAAUUGGAGUCUAAUCAUGACGUUGAGCAAAGGAAACUUUCUAGUGAUUUAAAGGUGAAACAAGAUCUUUUAGAAUUAACUCAAGUCCAAUCAGAAGAAAGAAAUGAACGCAUCAAUCAACUUGAAACUUAUAUAGAAGAGAUUAAGACCAAGCUUGGUGGAUCAGUUGAUGAACUCACCACUUCCCUUCAAAGAAAACUGGAAGAAGUUGAAAUUCUUCAAGAGAAGUUAAAACGUACUGAAGCAGUCUUAGAUGAAGAACUUCGUAAGGAAACUGAAUUACCUAAACUUUCAGUACUGGCAGAGUCUCUUGCUGCAAAGAAUCCUAAUGGUAUGUCAUUACUGGCUCUUUAUUCUGAAUUUAGUCAUUUGAAGAAACAAUUGGUGUUGGAAAGAUCCCAAAAGGAAAAAUUAGCACAUCAAUUAGAAACAUUUGUGGUUGAAUUAGAAGCUAAGAAGCCCGCAAUUUCAAGUUAUCGUGAUCAAAUUAAAUUCUAUGAAGGAUCACUUAAAGAUGCAUUUUCUCAAGUGGAACAAAUUAGAUUGGAAAAAAUUGAUUCUGAGAAAUACGCAAACAAACUAGAAUCAAGAGGAUCUGCUUUAGAGAGUGAACUAGUUUCUAUGAAGAAAUUAUGUAAAGAUCUUGGUAAGCAGUUAUGUUAUUAUUUAAUCCAUUCCAAAAUUAGAGAUAGUCAAGAAGAACCUUUGACAGUAACCGAAAGAAAGGCCAUUGAAAAUAUCUUGGCUCAAAGUGGAAAUACAGGUAAUGAGACUGAAAGUGAUACCGAUCAAUUAAUAACUGAUAGACUUGUUGGAUUCUCUAAUGUCAUUGAGCUUCAACAAAAGAACCAAGAACUCCUUACUGUUGUGAGACAACUUGGUAAACAAUUGGAAAGUAAAGAUGCUGAAUUUUCUAGAGGUAUCGAAUCAGUGGCUGUGGAUGAAGCAAAGGAAGCUAUUCUUACAUUACAAGGAGAAUUAGAAACUGUGACAGCCAAGUUAGAAGCCAUUGAAAAGGAAAGGGAUGCUUUCAAGGCCAUCGGUGAGAAAAAUAACCAUAAUGGAUUUGCUUCUAAUGGUGGUGGGCAUUUAGAUUACUUAACUGAAGUUAAUAAGGAUCUCAAAGCUCAAUUAGCUGACGCAGAAACUUCUAUGAAAAAAUUAAGAAACCAAACUGAAACUACAGUCCAAAACCUUAACACAAAAUUGAGAGAUGCUGUAGAGGGUAAAAAUUCACUUUCCUUGAAAGUAUCUACACUUCAGCAUACAAUUUCACUCAACGAGACUAGAUAUUCCAACUUGGAGACUAAUUUAGAAACAUCUCGUAAGGAAAUUGCUCGUAUUAGUAGUGAUUCCGAGUUUUGGAAGUCCCAAUCUUCAAAGCAAGAAAAAGCCUUGAUCGAUAUAACUACUCAAUUGAGAACUAGUGAAGCAACUGUUUCUUCAUUGAAAGUACAAAUCAAUAAUUUAGAGACUGCUCGUAGUAUUUGGCAAUCUGUGGAAAAGAACUUGGAGACUGAGUUAGAGCAAGCUAAAACUGAUAAAAAUCAACUCAGUGAAUUUGUAACAAAUUUACAGGCACUUAUAAAGGAAAGAGAUGCUUCAAGUAAACAAAUUGCUGACAGAUUGAAUCAAUCGAUUGAAAACUAUCAAACUUUACAAGAACGUUUGAAUGAAAAGGAAGAGCGUAUUCUUAUUCUUGCUAGUCAAUCUGAGUUAUCAAUGAAGGCUCAAAAUACAAAAUUGGAGCAAUUACACGAACUUAGUCUGUUGUUAGUGGAAACUCGUGGUAAACUUGCUGACAAGGAAUCUUUGACUAGAGAAUUGGAUGCUAAGGUUCAUUCUUUGAACCAUCAAAUUUCCCAAUUGGAAGGACGUGCUCGCGGUGGAAGUGUCAGUGGUAAUGUUAGUGGAGUGCAAGUACCUGUUGCUGGCAGCAGUGCCAACGAUUCUGACUACACGAAGCUUCGUAUUGAUUUAGAUACCACUAAGAGUGAUUUGGCAAUCGCUGAAAAGCAAGCAGAAGAGUUCUCCAAGAUUGCUAAAUCUGCUGAAGAUGCCUUAAUCCAUUCUACAAAUGCAUUUGAAGAAUUUAGAACUGAAAUUGAAUCUAAGCGCGCUACUCUUAUCGCUGAAAAGGAAACCAUGCAAAGUGAAUCUGUCAAACUCCAUCAAGAAGUUGCUGGAUUGAAGGAAGAAUUGACAAAACAACGUCAAGAUCAUACUGCUGAAGUCGAAAGACUUACGACCGAACUUCAAGAAUAUUCGUCCAAGGCUAACGCAUAUGAUGAACUUCAACAAGAUUAUGAAAAGAAACUUGCUACAAUUUCCGAAGAUUUAACCAAUCAAGUUAAAUUUGUAGCUGAUAUUCAAGUGAAAUAUCAGUCAGAAUUGGAUAGAAAUGAUCAAUUAGUAUCACAAGUCAAUAACCUCAGACAACAAUAUACUGAGUUAGAUGGAAAGUAUGCCGAGCUGAACUCUUCUUUAGAAUCUACAAAGAAAGAAUUGCAAAGAAAGGUUGAAAUGAUUGAAGAAUCACAACUGGCGGUCAAUGAAGAAUUGGAAAAGUCAAAAACUAAAAUUGAGGAAUUACAGAAUCAAAACAAUCUUUUGCUUAACCAAAUUCAAUUAACUGAAGGAACUUCUGAAAUGCGCACUGAUGAAGGAGAACUGAAUGAUAACCCAUCUCGUGAAGUUAUUAGCUAUUUGAGACAUGAAAAGGAUGCAGCCGAGGCAAAAUUGAGUGCUCAUUUACAAGAACAAAGUCGUUUAGAACAACGUUUGGCAGCCACUACCCUCGAACUCGAAUCUGCAAAGUCUGACUUGAGAAAAGCACUUGCAAGUACUACUAGUUUGGGUGAUAUCAACGGUGAGCAUGAGAAGUUAAUGGAACAACUUCAACAAUUGAAUAUUUUGCGUGAAAGUAACACUACUUUACGUUCAGAGAACGCAGAGAAUAUCAAACGUGUCCAGAAAUUAACUGUCGAGUUACAAGUUGCUCAAAAGCAAGUACCACAGCUCCAAGAACAAUUGUCCAAUCUUUCUACUGAUAUUGCUAUCAAGGAGCAAGCUGUUCAACUUGCAAAUGAAGAGGUUGAAAGAUACAAGACGAUUGUGAAGGAAGCUGGAUCUGCAAGUGCAGAAGUUGACAAAGCCGAACAUGAAUCCUUAAAACUUGAACGUGACCAUGCUAAAUCAGAAUUGGAAACUUUAAAGAAUUCAUACGGCGAGCUCACACAAAAGGUCGACAACAGUCAAAAGGAAACUGAACAACUUGGUGUGGAAUUAACUGCAAUGACGGAAAGGUUUAAUAAACUUAAGGGCGAAGCUCAAGAGAAGUUGAAGCGUAGAUCUGCCGAAGUCAAAGAAUUGAGAGAUAAUAUUGAAGGAUUGAAAACUAGUUUAGAAAAGGCAAAUCAAGAAUUGUCUCUGAGAAGUUCAAAUGAUGGCCAACAAAAUCUUCAAGAACUUGAAAAGAAGUACCAAGAUGCAGAAAGUAAUAGAGUUAGCUUGACCAAGGAGAAGGCAGAAUUAGAAAGUCGUUUAGCUAAUACAGUCACUCUUGAUGCAUUUAACAAGUUGAAAUCAGAUUAUGAGCAAAAACUAAAACAAUCAAGUGGAGGCGAUGUUUCUGAAAUUAAGGAAAAGCUUGAACAGGAAUAUCGUGCCAAACAUGAUGAAUUGUACAAUUCUAUUAAGGCCAAGGUUGAACAAGAAAGUAAAGAAGCCUUAGAUGCUCGUGUUAAAGAAGAAGUUGCUAAGGUAGGAGGGACCAAUAACAAUGUUGCAGAGCUCACCAAGAAGUUUGAAGAUGAAACUGCUUCAUUGAAGAAGGAAUUUGAAGCUGAGUUGGAAAAGGCAAGAUUGGAUACUCGUAAGUUGACGGAAAAAUCUACCGAAAUCCGGGUUAAGAUGUUAAACAAGAAGAUUUCUAAACUUACUGAACAAUUAAAUGCUCAAAAGAAUAAUGCUGGUGCUCCCAGUUCACUUCCAACCACCCCAACUCUUAAUGUGACCCCAGUUGGAGAAGAACGCACCAGUAGUCCAGGCUCCCAAAAACGUCCAUUCACGGGAAAUGAUGCCAAUGCUAACAACAGUAAUAAGAAAUCAAAGUAA
This is a messenger RNA of [Candida] anglica, 5653 nucleotides long. Lineage: Eukaryota; Fungi; Ascomycota; Pichiomycetes; Serinales; Debaryomycetaceae. The record is from the annotation of a GenBank genome assembly.